This is a messenger RNA of Gigantopelta aegis, 4118 nucleotides long. RefSeq names its product importin subunit alpha-1-like. The coding region runs from base 222 to 1778 and encodes 518 amino acids. The transcript has 12 exons. Gene Ontology annotation, molecular function: nuclear import signal receptor activity; protein binding. Gene Ontology annotation, biological process: NLS-bearing protein import into nucleus. Lineage: Eukaryota; Metazoa; Mollusca; Gastropoda; Neomphalida; Peltospiridae. Gene Ontology annotation, cellular component: nucleus; cytoplasm. The record is from RefSeq and is a predicted model, not a curated record.
CCGCUAGCCAAUCAAUGAACAAAUCAUCGACGCACUGUCCGAGGCGUCAUUAUACACAGCAUUUGAACCCUUUCCAUAUUCUUUACUGAAAACAAGUUUGAGACUUUGUUGCUGUCCUAGGUGGAAUUGAUAAUUAUAAUAUUGCAAAACUUAGAAGAAAAGAUCUUAAAGCUAACUAUAUUGCAAGACUUGGGAUACCUUAAGCUAAGGAACAGACCAAAAUGCCUUUGGAUGAAAACUGUCGGUUGAAGACAUACAAGAACAAAGGAAGAGAUGCAGAUGAGAUGCGAAGACGUCGUACUCAAGUCUCUGUUGAGCUAAGGAAGAGCAAGAAAGAUGAACAACUGCUGAAACGUAGGAAUGUGUCGGUCUGUGAUGAACCAACAAGUCCACUACAAGAAAAAAAUAAGGAAAGGCUUCUGAUGAGUAUUCCAGAGAUAAUUGCUGGAAUUACUUCGAGUGAUCCACAAACACAACUGACUGCAACCCAGGCAGCAAGAAAGCUUCUCUCAAAAGAACGAAAUCCUCCUAUUGAUGAUGUAAUUCGUGCUGGAGUAAUUCCACAUCUUGUACAAUUCCUCAAAUACAAUGACAGGCCUGAUAUACAGUUUGAGGCUGCAUGGGCAUUAACCAAUAUAGCAUCUGGUACAAGUGAGCAGACAAAAAUUGUGGUUAACGCUGGAUCAGUUCCACAUUUUAUUAAUCUUCUUGAUUCAGAAUCUCAGAUUGUUUGUGAGCAGGCAGUUUGGGCACUUGGUAAUAUUGCUGGCGAUGGACCGGAUCUCCGUGAUUAUGUGACUGAUGCUGGAAUUAUUGAGCCUAUUCUCCGUCUUGCUAGAAAUGAUGCCCCGGCUGGCUUCUUAAGGAAUGUAACAUGGACAAUUUCAAACUUGUGCCGAAACAAGAACCCACCACCAAAAUUUAAAACUGUGAAACAGUGUCUUCCAACUCUGUCCCGCCUGUUACAUCAUCAAGACCGAGAGGUGCUGGCUGACACGUGUUGGGCCAUCUCAUACCUUACUGAUGGGACAAAUGAUAAAAUACAGGAAGUUGUAGAUGCUGGUAUUGUACCUCAGCUGGUUUCACUGCUGAUGGUGGAUGAGGUGUCCGUGCUGACUCCAACUCUGAGAUCUGUGGGUAAUAUUGUCACGGGGGAUGACUUACAAACUCAGAUUGUAAUAGACAGUGGAGCUCUUGAUGCAUUUCCAAAACUCCUGACCCACACCAAAACAAAUAUCCAGAAAGAAGCAGCAUGGACAAUCUCCAAUAUCACUGCUGGAAAUACAUCGCAAAUCCAAGCUGUUGUUGACAAAUCAUUGAUUCCCCACAUUGUCCAUAUUCUUGUCAACGGCGACUACAAGAGUCAGAAGGAAGCAGUUUGGGCGGUGACCAAUUUAACAUCUGGUGGUACUGUGGAACAGAUAGCUUAUGUGGUACAAAUGGGCAUCAUUCCACCACUAUGUGACCUCCUGGGGUCGAGAGAAGCCAAAGUGAUCUUGGUCAUUCUGGAUGCAUUUAACAAUAUUUUACAUGCUGCAGAAAGAAUUGGACAACAUGAGCAAGUGUCAGAGUUAAUCGAAUCGGUGGGAGGUGUUGAUAAAAUAGAACAUCUUCAAAAUCAUGAAAAUGAGCAGGUUUACAAAGCAGCACUGGAGCUGAUUGAAAAAUACUUUGGUGGAGAAGAAGAAGAUGAGAGCAUUGCGCCAAGCCAGACUGCUGAUGGUGCAUUUGAGUUCAAUGCAACACCCUCGGUGCCAGAACAAGGUUUCUCUUUUUAAGAUAAAACUUAUCAACUGACGGAAUUCAAGUAAUCAUGGCUUCCUUUAUCACUUGAAGUGUUUUGGAACACUGCUGAUUUGUUAAUUCACCUUUGUGGCCUAGUGGCACAACAAUUACAAAUACUUAUUAUACAGAAAACACUUUGCAUAACAAUGAUGCAUAUUUUGAAACAGUUUAAAAAAAAACACGUAUGUCUAAACUAUUGUUUGCCUUAUUUUGUUGCAUUUCCCCACCCAAAUGUUCUUUCUAUCUCACACUUUCUUGUUUUGAUCUCUUGACUUUCAGAUCUUGACUUAUUUGUACAUUUCAUUUCAACUUAUACUUUAAGAAUAUUUUGUAAAUAAAGAAUUUACAGUCAAAUUAUUGAAAAAAUUAACAUUGACAUUUUUUAUAAUGCCUAUUAACACUAAACAUUUCACGUUGCUCAUUAGUGCUCCAUUUAUUUAUAUUGUUUAUCAUGCAACCAUUUGGUGCAUAUUGCUCAGAACAGUGUUUAUUGUCAAAUGUUUUACAAUAUAUAUAUAUAUAUAUAUGUAUACAACACAUUUUUAUAGAAUUUGUAGUUAAAGGAUAUGAUGAAUGGAACAACGGUGAUGCUUAUUAUUAAAAUUACAUGUGUCAUAAAACUUAUAUUGAUAAGUCUUGCUGAUAAAGCACUAUUUUUUUCAAAGUGACAAAAACCCAGCCGAAACAAACAAGACCUGUGACAUCAGUGUGUGAAAACAUUGAGUCACAUGGUUGGCUUUUGCAUGCAUUCAAGCAGUGAUUUUUGGACAGUUGAACUUAAAAACAUAAGAUAAACUAUUUUAUCUUCAAUGAUUAUUGAAAACCUAUAUAAUCUAUUUGAUAUGAACUGGUGACCAGUGGGUGGAGGCACACCUAAUAAAACCUGGAUUUUAAGAUGAAGUUGAUCUUAUUUUUUGGUUAUUGUGACUUGAAAAUUGUUCCAUGGUCAAUAGGAAGGUGCCAAAAAGUGGUGGGCACCCCCCCCCCCCCAUAUAUAUAAAAAUACAUGUAUAAAUAUAUAAAAACCAUCGCUGCUGCUACAAAGUGACAUUGAGCCCUUUUAGAACUGUUUGUCAUGUUAAUUGAGCUGGUUGAUAAAGCAGUCAAUUUACCGAGAUUACUAUCAUUAGGGAACAAAAAUUUGUUUUGUUUAACAACAUCACUAGAGUAUAUUGAUUUAUUAAUCAUAGGCUAUUGGAUGUGAAACAUUUGGUAAUUUUGACUUGGUCUUAAGAGAGAAAACCUAUAUUUUUCCAUUAGUGGCAAGGGAUCUUUUAUAUGCACCGUUCCACAGACAGGAUGGCACAUACCACAGUGCACUGGCUGGGACUAGAAAUAGCUCCAUGGCCCUGCUGAAUGGGAUCUAUCCCAGAUCGACUGUAUCAAGCAAGUGCUUUACCACUGGUUUACUUCCCACCCCCAUUAGGGAACAAAUGAAGGUUGAUCUCAUCCUUUUACAGUCCCAUAACAAUUUCGACACCUCGCUGAACACCACCAUUUAAUCAAAGUAAAGUUUGAUUGUCUUGAUCACCUUGUCUCUUUACCUACCUUUUCUCCAUGCUUUAACACAUGCAAAAGCUGAACCAUGUGACUUAUGUUUUCAUUGACUGAUGUCAUGGGUCCUUUAGUAACAGGCAGACAAAAUCAAUAUAUUAAGUUAGCUUGCAGAAAAGGUAAAUAAAUGAAUAUUGAACCAAUGUAACCAAACGCAUGUCAAAGGUUCAUGGUAUCCUUUUAAUACUGUGCUUUUGAAAAGGUACAAAUUAAUUGUGCAAAAUGUUUAAUUUUUUGUGAAAACCAUCAACAUUUUCUUUAACAUAAUUCACUGAUUUAUAUCCUUAAUAACAAGUUAAAAAAAUAUAUACGGUAUUACUGAUUAAAUAUUGACAUGGAUGGUUAGUAUUUGGGUGGGGGGAGGGGGUGGAGUUUCAAGAUUUUUGCAGCUCGAGUUUAAUGAUUUUGGAAAUGUUGAAUAAAAUGUUUUGAUAGAAUUGGCAUCCGGGUUCAGUGCUUGAAUGUUAAAAAUAAGCAUUCAUUAAUUGCAAGUGAAAAUUAGUCGAUAAAUAGCUUCUUUGUUAUAAAAUAAUUAUGUUGAAUUGUACAUGUUGGGUCAUGGAAUGAAAUUUGUGUUGUAUAACUAUAUAGACUACAACAUGCAUUGAAAUGGAGCAAUAAGUCCACCACGUAUGCAUUUGAAACCUAAAUGUAUGGAUUGCAAUAUUUAAAUUAUGCCUUUGUUUUUUUUUUGUUUUUAGCACUAAGCAUUCAUAUUUUCAGCAAAUUGAAUUUGCUAGCACUCUUGUCUUUCUGUCACAAUAAAUUCAUAUUUUGAU